Messenger RNA from Fusarium fujikuroi IMI 58289, 1104 nucleotides. RefSeq names its product related to integral membrane protein. Lineage: Eukaryota; Fungi; Ascomycota; Sordariomycetes; Hypocreales; Nectriaceae. The record is from RefSeq and is a predicted model, not a curated record. The coding region runs from base 1 to 1104 and encodes 367 amino acids. The transcript is spliced from 3 exons.
AUGGCUACUCUCGAUCGUGGGGUCAACAUUUACAACACGUCUGUUGUGCCGCCGCCAAUCGGCCAGGAGUCCAAUUUUGACAGACCGCUCUCGGACGUGCAACUCGCGACAAUCACGGUCUUUGCAGUCACGUACCUCCUCGCCACGGUCUCCCUCGCUCUUCGAUAUGCCACAAGCGCACUGGUCGUCAAGGAAUGGGAACUCGAUAUCGUGCUCAUCACGCUCGCAUGGGGCGCCGCGCUGGGCUACUUCAUCUCUGUUUGCUUCAUGAUGAAGUACGGAUGGGGCUCGCAUGCUUGGGAUGUCUCUCUUGCAGAUAUGGUUCAGUAUAACAAGUACCUUUCUCCGACGACGUUAACGUACAUGUGGAGUCCGACCCUGACGAAGCUCUCGAUCCUGUCCGUUCUUUACCGCAUCAGCCCGGCACGAGGCUACCAGAUCUCGGUCUAUGUCAUUGCAAUUGCGUUAUUGGUCCAUACCAUCACUUUCACCGUAUUGCUUUCAGGGCCUUGCAAUCCGAAGGAUGUUGGGUCGGGAGUCUGCUUGAACAAUCUCGCCAUCUCCCAAGUCGUCUUGAACAUCGCGACGGAUUUAUCCAUCAUCAUUCUACCGCUUCCCACGUUACACAAUCUUCAAAUACCAUUUCGACAAAAAGUUGUUGUGGGCUGUAUUCUGUCCAUUGGUUCUGCUGUCCUAAUCGCGUCCAUCGUCCGAGCUCCUUACGUCCACAUCAUGGCCACAAAUCCCGACUUCACCCGGAAACAAGCCGAGGCUGGUGUAUGGUCUUUGGUCGAACUCAACAUGGGCAUUGUAUGCAACAACCUGAUGCGCCUGAAGCCGUUUCUCAGAACAUACCUUCCCAGAGUAUUGACUUUUCUUGGUCUCACAGCCAAGUCUAAGCAUCAAGGAGACAAUCCAUCCAAGUCCAGCGGGAACUGGAGGGGCAGACUCUCGCACAGCUAUCAACUGAAUAGUCUAGAGCAUGAGGAUCCUCAUCAUAAGAGGUUUAGAAAGGAGCCGUCAGUGGACGAGGCUGCUUUUGGGGACUUGGAUAAAGAAGCUUCACGUCAUAAUGGGAGCACUGAUAAUAUACUUAGAUCAUAA